AUGGAGAAACUCGAGGUCGACGGCACCGCGCCCACCGAAGCGAAGAAAGAGAAGCCAAAGAAGGAACCCAAGCCGCCAAAAGAGAAGAAGGUAAAACCGCAGCAAGCUCCCGCCGCGAAGAAGAAGGCGGACGGACCGGAACUCAUUGGCAUCACUGAGCCAAAGUCUGGCGAUCUCUCCGAAUGGUACCAGCAAGUCAUCCUCAAAGGCGAUCUGCUCGAGUUCACCGACGUCCCCGGCUGCUACAUUUACCUGCCCGCAUCGUACUCAAUAUGGGAGAUGAUCACCGCGUACUUCAACGUACGGAUCAAGAAGAUGGGAGUCAAGAACACAUACUUUCCGCUAUUCAUCACCGAGGCGAACUUGACACGUGAAGAGGAGCAUUUGGAGGGCUUCGCGGCGGAGGUCGCAUGGGUGACACAUGGAGGAAAGACAAAGCUGGAGAAGCCAUUGGCCGUUCGCCCUACGAGUGAGACGGCCAUGUACAGCUAUUACUCCAAGAAGAUCCGAUCACACCGAGAUUUGCCGCUCAAGCUGAACCAGUGGUGUAAUGUGGUGCGGUGGGAGUUCAAGCAUGCGGUGCCAUUCCUGCGGUCGCGUGAGUUUUUGUGGCAGGAGGGUCAUACCGCACACAUGACGGAAGAGGAGGCGGGUAAGGAGGUCAUGGAGAUCUUGGACCACUAUGCGUCGAUCUACGAGGAUCUCAUGGCCGUGCCGGUGGUCAAGGGCCAAAAGACGAAGAACGAGCAAUUCCCCGGAGCACACUACACGAAGACGAUUGAGGGUUUCAUCCCGUCAGUUGGACGCGGCAUUCAAGCUGCCACAUCACACUGUCUCGGAACACAUUUCGCCAAGAUGUUCGACAUCACUGUUGAGGAUCCACACCAAAUUGUCAAGGACGGCGAGGCUCGCAAGAAGCUUCAUGUCUGGCAGAACAGCUGGGGCUUCACCACUCGCUCGAUUGGUGUGAUGAUCCUCAUCCACGGUGACGACAAGGGCUUGGUCAUGCCUCCGCGAGUGGCAGAAGUCCAAGUCGUGAUUGUCCCAGUAGGCGUGACAGCAAAGACAAGCGACGAGGACCGAGAAAAGCUCUACAGCAAGGUCAACGAGCUGAAGAGUACUCUGCUAGAUGCGGACGUCCGUGUUGAGACCGAUCUACGAGAGGGCUACUCUCCAGGCUACAAGUUCAACGACUGGGAGCUGAAGGGCGUGCCGCUCCGUAUCGAGUUUGGACCGAAGGACGCUGAGAAGGGUCAAGUCACCACUUCUCGCCGCGACAAGGAAGGCAAGGACACCAUCCCGAUUGAGGAGGUCGGCACGAAAGUUCCGGAACUGCUCGAGAUAAUUCAAAAUGACAUGUUCAAGAAGGCGGAUGAGGAGUACGCUGCACACCGCAAGAUCGUGCGCGAGUGGAAGGACUUUGUGCCUACGCUGAACGGCAAGAACGUGCUUCUCGUGUCGCACUGCUUGGGCGGAGAGUGUGAGGAUGAGAUCAAGAAGGACUCGGCAGGGAACAUCGAGGGCCAGGUCGUUGAUGCGCGUGCGCCGUCUAUGGGUGCGAAGUCGUUGUGUAUUCCAGAGGUGCAGCCAGAUGGUCUGGAGGAGAAGUGUAUCAACCCGAAGUGUGGCAAGAAAGCGGAGAAGUGGGUGAUGUUUGGUCGGAGUUACUAG
Molecule: messenger RNA, 1671 nt
Organism: Zymoseptoria tritici IPO323
Lineage: Eukaryota; Fungi; Ascomycota; Dothideomycetes; Mycosphaerellales; Mycosphaerellaceae
Exons: 1
Coding region: 1-1671 (556 amino acids)
Biological process (GO): prolyl-tRNA aminoacylation
Cellular component (GO): cytoplasm; aminoacyl-tRNA synthetase multienzyme complex
Molecular function (GO): ATP binding; proline-tRNA ligase activity
Source: RefSeq, a predicted model, not a curated record